AAGGACAAACUAGCAGGGUGGUGGGAAUAUCAUCAACUGUAUAACAUCUUUUCAGAAAGAUAAAAAAAUUAAAAGAUUUCAGCAUGCAAGUUCAGAUCUGGAAAAAAUGGUAAUUCAAAAUAGCACAAAGAUGGUGGCUAAGGUUUACCAUGUUUUUAUUUUCAUUUCAAAACAACUGUAGGUGGGACUCCAAAUUUGAUUGGAGAAUCAGCCCUGCCUGGAGGUGUGUUCACUCUUUUACCAUUUGCCAUGUCAGGUGGUGUUAGCCCCACGCCAAGAGAAAACAGGGACAGUCUACAUACCUAUCCCUUUUCCCAUGUGAGUUCAAAUCCAGAAUCCUUGUGUCUGCUUUAAAACCAUCAAGAUCUGACCGUAGCAUGUAAUUUGGCCCUGAUUGAGCUCUGGUUGCUCCCUCAAGGCAGCUUUGUGGAUUCUCAGUGCCUUGCCAACCAGUAAGCAAUGGUCACUCAGAUUUCUGCAGCUAUUGCUGACACCCAUUCGAGCAUAUUUUCAGAGUUAUAAGGGCUAGAAGUGUGCUCCCCUUAAAAAAAUAGAAGAGGAAGACACCUGAGAUUUGAAGGAGGCUGAUUUCUAUGUCCAUUGCCACAUGUGGUGGCUUUUUCUGUAUAUCCAUAGAACACAACAGCUCUCUCUGUCUGUCUGUCUGUCUGUCUGUCUAUCUAUCUAUCUAUCUAUCUAUCUAUCUAUCUAUCUAUCUAUCUAUCAUCUAUCUCAGGCAUCCCCAAACUGCGGCCCUCCAGAUGUUUUGGCCUACAACUCCCAUGAUCCCUAGCUAACAGGACGAGUGGUCAGGGAUGAUGGGAAUUGUAGUCCAAAACAUCUGGAGGGCCGAAGUCUGGGGAUGGCUGAUCUAUCUAUCUUCUAUCUAUCUGUCAUCUUUGGCUUUAAAGAAAUGUGCAUUGUAGAGGUGUGCAAACUGAAUAUCCAGAGAUUAGAAAUCCUAUUCAGGAUGAUUCCUUUCUCUAGUCAGACGCAUCAUUAUUGCUGGUGAAGCCAGCCAGCCUUGUGGUGCAGCCACACACGAAGACCUAAUUCCAGCGUCAGAAGAGAAAUCAUUUAUCUGCCACAGAGUUUACAAGGCGAAGCUAAAGCUGAAGUGUGUGGUUAAUGCCACACUUGCCUGUGCACAGAGAACCCCUUCAAAGUAAUAAAUUGACCACUUUGUCUCGGGAUGGAGCUUGUUGAUGUUUAGAGGGAAUAUGUAAGUGGGUGUAUACGUCACAGCUUGGCAAAAGACAAUCAAAGUAUUCAGGCUGUGCGCAGGAGCCUUAGGAAGGAAAGUGGGAGAGUCUGGACUUGGAGAAUGAAGCAUUUCAAGACAGGCAGAGAGACUACCAACAAAGCCACGAUGCUCCAUGAAGUAACCCUGUGGCUGUUGCUGGUGGUUGGCAUCUCCACGGUGACUGGAGGGGGAGCUGGAGGUGGUUAUGGGCAGAUCAAAUACAUGCAGCCUGUGGUGAAAGGACCUCUCGGCCCUCCAUUUCGGGAAGGCAAAGGGCAGUACUUAGAUAUGCCACCACUGCUGCCAAUGGACCUCAAAGGAGAACCUGGACCUCCUGGAAAGCCUGGCCCAAGAGGACUUCCUGGCCCACCUGGCUACCCUGGGAAACCCGGCAUUGGCAAACCAGGGCUCCAUGGCCAACCAGGCCCCGCAGGUCCACCUGGCUUUUCUGGCAUUGGCAAACCAGGCAUCCCAGGGCUCCCUGGCAAGGCAGGUAUGAAAGGGAUGCCUGGAAUUAAUGGUGAGCCAGGCAUGAGAGGAGACCAAGGGCCACGAGGCUUGCCAGGCCCUCCAGGAGUGCCUGGACCAGCUGGCAUUUCUGUGAAUGGAAAGCCAGGCACAACAGGAAGCCCAGGCCUGCCAGGAUUCCGGGGGGAGCCUGGGGCCAAAGGAGAGCCCGGUCCCCGUGGCGAGCGUGGCAUGAAGGGUGAAAAUGGAGUUGGGAAGCCAGGGUUGAUAGGGCCGCAGGGAAACGGAGGCCCCCCAGGCCCUGCAGGACCUCCAGGGCCACAGGGAAUUGGGAAACCUGGACUUGAUGGGUUGCCUGGUGCUCCAGGUGGCAAAGGUGACACAGGGCUUCCAGGAGAGCCAGGGGUCAGUGGGCAGCCUGGCCCUAUGGGCCCACGUGGCCCACCAGGUGUUGAUGGAAUUGGUGUGCCGGGGGCAGCUGGUGUGCCUGGACUGCAAGGGCAUUUGGGCCCCAAGGGAGAACCUGGUCACCGUGGCCUUCCUGGCAUGCCUGGGCCUACAGGGUACGGGAAGCCUGGGUUGCCUGGCUUAAAGGGAGAUCGUGGGCAACCAGGUGUGCCAGGAAUCAGUGGAGAAAAAGGGGAGCCCGGAAUGGAUGGAGAACCAGGCGAAAUGGGUCCCCCUGGUAUCACUGGGGGCCCUGGGAUUCCUGGUUCUAUGGGUAUGCCAGGUAAACAUGGCAUUCCAGGCCCUAAAGGUGAAGCUGGACCAAGUGGGCCUGCAGGGCUGCCAGGUAUGCGUGGGGACCAAGGGCCUAGCGGUUUUGUGGGGAAGCCAGGGAUUCCUGGGGAGAGAGGAUUGCCUGGACCACACGGGAUGCCUGGCCCAAUGGGCCCCAAGGGGGAAGGUGGAUUUGCUGGUCUCCCUGGGGUCCCAGGGAUUACAGGGCCCAUAGGCCCAAAGGGGGACUCGGGUAUUCCAGGGCAACCAGGCCUCAGAGGCUCAUCAGGGAUACCAGGUCUGCAAGGCCCUUCUGGUCCAAUGGGGCCCCAAGGUUUACCAGGACUGAAAGGAGAGCCUGGCCUCCCGGGCCAACCAGGAAAUGGCAAAGUAGGGGAGCCGGGUAUUGUAGGUCCCAGUGGGCCACCAGGGGUUCCAGGAAAUCCUGGAUUAAAUGGGCUUCCGGGACCCCCAGGGCCACCUGGACCCCCAGGAGCACCCGGGAUGUUUGAUGAGACAGGGAUUGCUGGCCUCCACUUGCCAAAUGGAGGUGUAGAGGGAGCAGUUCUGGGGAAUGGCAAGCCUGGGAAGCCGCAGUUCGGCCGAGGGGAACUAUCUGCCCAGAUGGUACCUGCCUUCACUGCCAUCUUAACAUCGCCAUUCCCAGCCUCAGGAAUGCCAGUAAAAUUCGACAGGACUUUGUACAAUGGUCACAAUGGCUAUAACCCAGUGACGGGAAUCUUCACUUGUCCCAUCUCUGGCAUCUAUUACUUUGCUUAUCACGUGCACGUUAAAGGAACUAAUGUCUGGGUGGCACUUUACAAAAACAACGUGCCUGCCACCUAUACCUACGAUGAAUACAAAAAAGGCUACUUGGACCAAGCUUCUGGUAGUGCAGUGCUUGAACUGAAAGAGAACGACCAGGUCUGGAUCCAAAUGCCAUCGGAUCAAGCCAACGGUCUGUACUCCACUGAAUACAUCCAUUCAUCUUUUUCUGGAUUCCUUCUCUGCCCUACAUAACAGCUGUUGGGCACACCUCCUUUAAUCCACUGUAGCCAUAAACUUGUCCGUUUAAAAACAAAAACAAAAAACACAGUGUCACCGGGAAGAUGGUGAAAACCGAUGGUGUGUGGAACCAUUUUGACCAAGCUGAGAAGAUAAUUUGAGAGAGAAAACUUUGCUGUUGUUUUCAGUACCAUCUUUGUAUUCAGAAUUUAGUUUACCCUAGUGACUGCACAUUGACCACAGAUGCUAACUUGAGGAUUAGCUGCCCGUCAAUUCUCUUAGGCUGCAUGGAAGGCAUGUGAUGGACAGCAGCACUCGGGGAUCUGCAGGUUGUGUGACUUACCAGCUUAAGACACCACCUUCCAAAUUUAGCAUUUGUUCACUUUUAAUCUUUCUGCUCUAAAAGUGUGAUUCAAAUCAGUCAAAUCGUGACAAAAUGAUGAAUUAUCAAAUUGUGGAAUGCUUUGCAUGAGCACCUUUUACACAAUGCUUAACACAUCUUUAAAUCAUGCCAUCAGAGGUAUAUGGGGAAAGGGAUGGCAAGUGAAACAUAUUCCAAAGCCAGAGACUUUUGUGAUCCUCUACAAAAACAGGGCUCUGUAAAGUGCACAUGCUUGAUAGUCCCUAAGCAAAUCAAGUAGCUAAAUAUCCAUCAUGAGUCAGCAGCCUAUGAAUGCUGUUGUCUGACAAACCCAGUGUAAAGGCACUGCAGAUAUAGGUUCAGUUGCUACUAGCUUGACUUGAGAAAGAUUGAAUUGUGUUAUCUUCAAAGUGCCAGUUAAGAGACCAUUUUCUUCAGGAUGUGUAAACUUAUUUGUUGUUCAGGGUGGUGGAAGUACCCAACCACCAUAAAAAUGUUGAUUUUUAAAAAAGUAGAUUUCAUAGUAACUUCCAUUCAAUCAUUUCUACAACGGUGCUAUUAGCUACUUAAUGUUAUUCAGUAUAGUGCAAUAUCUAUUAAAAAGGUGCAAAAUGUUGUGUGCAAAGUUUUAUGUGAUUUUGGAAAAGAAUAAUUUGUCUUUUCUUACCACUUUCAAUAAUGCUUGAAAUGUCACCUGCCUUACAAGGUUAUUCACAGAUUUUGGGAUAACUGAUCAUGUGUACAGUGCUUUCAGAAGUGGUAACGCAUACCCUUAAAUUGCUGAAGAAUGAGCUCUCUCAUCUUGGAGAAAUAAUAUGUUGGUUUGUACCACAUAAAAAUAAGCAAGAGCCUCUUACUGCUUAGGCCUGUUAUGAAGAAAAUAGAUGGAAUUAAUCCAGUCCAUAGCUCAAAUAGCUUCUUUUCAAGUGUCCAGGAUGCCAACAAUAUGGCGAGAGCGGCUCAGUUCAAUUUCCCAGGUUUAAUGUAGAUAAAAGUAUUUAAACAUUAAAAUGCAGUGAACUUUAAAUUUGUGAACAAGUAUUCUAGGGUGACGGUUGAGAGAGAAAAAAAUAAUCACAUUUUGGUUUGUAAAAAUAACUAACACUGAUAGAUGGAUGCUGGAGAAUUGAAAGUUAGGUCACCUGCUAUUUCAGCUGCGCUGCCACCUGCCUCUUCUUCUUUCCUUCAUUUAACUUACAACUUAUAUGUCUGAUUUAGACACAAGCAAAAGAAUAGGCCCAAGAUUUCUGAUUCCAUCUGAUGUUUUCUAAAUUCCUGGAAAGGACAAGAUUGCCAAAGGCACAAUCUGCAUGCAAUAACAUCUUUGGUUUCACAUUGGGUCACCACAGGCUAAAACUGAAGAAGCCAAGUGCACACAUUUUCUACAUGCCUAAUAUUGGAAGAAGGGUUCUAAGAGACUGGUGCUCUAAAUUUCUCUAUUUUCCUGUGGAGUAGAGUAGUAAGCUUCCAUUUUUAACACCAUCAGAUCUAAGAAAAUGUGUUACUAUUUAAGUCAGAUUGGCAGAGAUUGAAAGUGUGGUGGAUAAGUACUCUAACAGCAGCAGAGAAACACAUAAACCCCAGAAUUGCUCCUGGGUGUGUUGGUACACAAUUUAUUUAUACUGUGUUCUAACAUAGAGAUAACCUCUUUUUUCAGCUCCUUUGGAGAUUCAACAUUUGUGAUGUGGCUGACAGAAAACACAAUGACAAAAAGCAGAUUUAUCUCCAAACUAAAUUGUUCUGUUUCAUGGGUACUGUUCUGCAGUCUCAUUCUGCUCUUCUCUUCUCUCAUACAGGGCAUAACCCUUCUGCAUUUAUACAACAAUUAAAACUUCUUAAUAUAGAGGCUGUUAUUACACAUAGGAAAAUGAAGUGUGGGAUGAAGAGGCUGAUUCACAAGUCAUGAGUUACCUUUUUUUAUUUUUGGUGCAGUGCCAGAUAUUGUCAGUGACAAAGUUUGGGGUUUUCUUGUUGGAGAGCAUGUGGGAAUUAGGUUUCAGUCAGCAGAAAGAUCAGGUUUGGAAACUACUUUGAACUGUGCAUUACAAUAUGCAUUUUUAUAUA
Messenger RNA from Zootoca vivipara (common lizard), 5861 nucleotides. It is a transcript of the gene COL8A2, whose product is annotated as collagen type VIII alpha 2 chain. Lineage: Eukaryota; Metazoa; Chordata; Lepidosauria; Squamata; Lacertidae. Gene Ontology annotation, molecular function: protein binding. The record is from RefSeq and is a predicted model, not a curated record.